GAAGCCAUUUUCUGCCUAUGGCGUCGCGGAUUUUUGUGGAGAUUAGAAGAAUCGAGUUUAUAAAAGUAAACAAAUAUCCAAGAUGUCAGCCCCCGUAAGAUUCGAUGGUAGAGUUGUUUUAGUUACUGGUGCAGGGGGAGGUCUUGGUAGAGAAUAUGCCUUGGCAUUUGCCGAACGAGGCGCAUCUGUUGUUGUUAAUGACCUUGGAGGUGAUAUGAGAGGUGAAGGUCAGGGGUCAAGAGCGGCUGAUGUAGUUGUUAAUGAAAUUAAAAGUAAAGGAGGAAAGGCUGUAGCUAACUAUGAUUCAGUUGAAGAUGGAGAAAAAUUAAUACAAACAGCUUUAGAUGCCUUUGGGAGAAUAGAUGUGGUUGUCAACAAUGCCGGUAUUCUAAGAGAUAAGUCAUUUGCAAGAACGAGUGAUCAGGACUGGGAUCUAAUACACAGAGUACAUCUGAGAGGAUCCUUCUUAGUAACAAGAGCAGCAUGGCCACAUAUGAAGAAACAAAAUUAUGGAAGAAUAAUAAUGACAGCUUCAGCUGCUGGUAUCUAUGGAAAUUUUGGUCAAGCUAAUUACAGUGCAGCUAAAUUAGGGUUAUUAGGAUUAAGUAAUACAUUAAGUAUUGAAGGAAGAAAGAACAAUAUACAUUGUAAUACUAUUGCUCCUAUAGCAGGCUCUAGAUUAACGGAAACAGUAAUGCCUUCAGAAAUGGUUGAAGCAUUAAAACCAAUAUAUGUUUCUCCCUUGGUUUUAUAUCUAUGUAAUGAAGAAACUGAAGAAAAUGGUUCAUUGUUCGAAGUUGGUGCAGGAUGGAUUGGAAAAUUAAGAUGGCAGAGAACAGAAGGUGCUAUUGUCAGACAAAAAGGUCAAAACACCACACCAGAACAAGUCAGAGCUAACUGGGAUAAAAUUACAGAUUUUGAUCAUCCUACUUAUCCAAAAACAAUUCAAGAUUCGACAAUGUACACUAUGAAGAUAUUAGAACAAAUAGAAUCCAGUGCAUCAUCAUCAUCAGACUCACCUAGAACUACUUUUAAUGCUUAUACUGGUGGUAUGAAUGCUGAAUUAGCCAAGUCUUUUACUACUAAACCUAGUCAGUUUUCCUAUACAGCUAGUGAUGCUAUAUUAUAUGCUUUAGGAGUGGGUAUGUCAACAAAAGAAGAGAAUUAUUUAAAGUUUUUAUAUGAAGGAGCUGAUGAUUUUAGUAUUUUACCUACAUAUAUUGUUAUACCAUCUAUGGGUAGUUUAACUGAUAAUUUAAUGGAAGGUAUACCAGGUGUAGAUGCUCCUCUAGCCAAUGUAUUACAUGGAGAACAAUAUUGUGAAGUAUAUAAACCAUUCCAGCCAUCUGCUACAUUGACAUCUAAAGUUCAAGUAUUAGAUAUAUUAGAUAAGCGUUCUGGAGCUGUUAUUAUAUAUAAUGUUGAUACAUUUGAUGAGAACAAUGAAAAAGUUGCUUUCUGUCAAUUUGCUAUAUUUGUGGUUGGUAAGGGUAAUUUUGGUGGAGUAAGGACAUGUGAGGGUAUUAAACAACCUAUUGAGGCACCAAAACGUCAACCAGAUUCAUCCAUUAAAGAAAGCACUUCAAUAGACCAGGCAGCAUUAUACAGAUUAAGUGGAGAUCGUAACCCUCUUCAUAUUGAUCCAAAUUUUGCUGCAAUGGCUGGAUUUAAAACACCUAUCUUACAUGGUUUAUGUAGUUUUGGGUUUGCUGUACGUCAUGUCUUACGUCAGUAUGCUAACAAUGAUGUGUCUCUGUUUAAAGCUGUCAAGGCACGAUUUGCUAAGCCAGUUUUACCAGGACAAACCCUUCAAACUGAUAUGUGGAAAGAUGGAAAUCGAAUUUUCUUCCAAACUAAGGUUGUCGAGAAUAGUAAUAUAUGUAUAUCUGGAGCAUAUGUUGAUCUAAAAGAUACAGUAUCUUUCACAGAAACCUUGAAACCAGCAAUGUCUACUGGAUCUCAACUACAGAGUGAUGAUGUCUUUGAAAGGUUAUCAAAGGAAAUUAGCCAGCGUAAAGGGCUAGCGGCAAAGAUAAAUGCAAUUUUUCUAUGGAAUAUAACAAAAGGUGGAAAGCAAGCUUCACAAUGGACUGUUGAUAUGAAGAGUAGUAAAUCAGGAGAGAUAUAUCGUGGUGAACCUAAAGGAAAGAAAGCUGACUGUACAUUAACAGUUGAUGAUGGUAAUAUGGUAGAUAUAACUACUGGUAAAUUACCAGCACCACAGGCAUUCAUGACUGGUAAAUUAAAGGUCAAAGGUAACAUCAUGCUUGCUCAAAAACUUGGGCAACUUUUCCAGGAAGCAGCCAAAAUGUAAACAAGAUUGAACCAUUAAAUCUAUUUUGUUAUAUUUAUCUGUAAAUUAUUUAAGCAUUUAAUUUUGUCUUAUAAAACUUUAUAAAUAUGCCUCUAAAAUUAGUUAAUUAUAUAAAAUUAUUUUCUUUAAAUUCUGAGCUAAAUUAUAAAAGACACCAUAUUUUGGGUCUUUAUGUUUACAAACUAAUGGUGAUUAAAAAUACAUGGUGUAUUUUAGUCCAAAUAAAUUUCUACAUAAAAAUGAUAAUUAAAGGGUUGCAACCAAUAAAACUUGUAUAAAUCAUUUCUACUUAGUUAUACCCUUAUUAUGUAAUAUGUUUAAUAAACCUUUUCAUUAAUUCAUAAAUGUAAUAAAGCUUUAAAAUAAUUAUAUAUCAUUGAAAAAUUGAAUAAAUUCUUUGAAACAGUAAUGUGAUAAUUACAACAAAACCAGUUACAAAUUUGAUGUACUAACUGUGAAAUAUAAAAAUUAUUAAUGUUUUUUUAAUGUGAUGAAUUGUUUGUUAAUGUAAUCCAUUAAGGUGAUGACUGUUUUAGUAUGUAAUACAUUAAUACAUGCAGUUUAUAAUUUUAUAAGAAUACUAAAUGUUAUUGCUCACAAUUAUAGACAUAAAAUUUCAUAUAAUUGGUGUAUGGUCUUUUUUGUGGCAAUUAUGUGGACAGGGGGCAAUGGGGGGUGUGUGUCAAAAAGGCCCUGGAUAUAUGAUGCAGCCAUGAUUAUUAUCAUUAUUCGCCCUGUCCAUAGGGCCACCUUUACUUGUAUUAACUGUAAGUACCGUAUAAAGUUAUAGUUUUGACUGAUUUUACUCAAAUCUACCAAGGUAGAAUAGUGAAGAUAGUACCGGUCCCUGUUGUAUUUUGAAAUAUUUGUUCUAUUCAACAGAAUUCAUUUCUUCACUGAUCCCGUCUUCAUUAGCCCCGUCUGAGCAGAACAGUAAAACGUUAAACCCCAUUUCAUUUCUUUACGAAAAACUUUGGACUAGUGUAUAAGGGUAUUUGUCUUCGUAUAUUAGGGUAUUUGUCAUUGCACUAUUUCACAAAAGUAAGUUAAAAGUAAAUUAAAUAUAGAUAGAAACACAAAUCACAGAUUAAUGAGUAGUUUAACAAUAGAAUAGCACUAGUAAUCCAAAUGGGGACAUCUCACUGUCCCCACAUCUAUUGUUCAGAAUCUGGGUCCACCAGGCCAUGACUAAUUAAUUAACAAAGGGGACUAAUUAAUUAACAAAGGGGAUUUAAAGUAUAGUAAAAAGUUUGUGACACUUCAACAAAAUGAUUUAAACAAUAUUUAGUGAAAAAGAUUACAUGUAAA
Patella vulgata (common limpet) is the source of this 3622-nucleotide messenger RNA. RefSeq names its product peroxisomal multifunctional enzyme type 2. Gene Ontology annotation, molecular function: oxidoreductase activity. The record is from RefSeq and is a predicted model, not a curated record. The coding region runs from base 83 to 2314 and encodes 743 amino acids. The transcript is spliced from 22 exons. NCBI's taxonomy places the organism in Eukaryota, Metazoa, Mollusca, Gastropoda, Patellidae.